CCCGGUCCCGGCUCGGCCCGCGAGGGUUGGCUCUUCAAGUGGACCAACUACAUCAAGGGAUACCAGCGCCGCUGGUUCGUGCUCAGCAAUGGGCUGCUCAGCUACUACAGGACGCAGGCAGAGAUGGCUCACACGUGCCGGGGCACCAUCAACCUGUCCACGGCCCACAUCGACACGGAGGACUCGUGCAACAUCGUGCUGUCCAACGGGGGCAGGACCUACCACCUGAAGGCCAACUCGGAGGUGGAGAGGCAGCGCUGGGUCACGGCCCUGGAGCUGGCCAAGGCCAAGGCCAUCCGCAUGCGGAACAACCAGUCAGAUGACUCGGGCGACGAGGAGCCCGCCUCGCAGUCAGACAAGAGCGAGCUGCACGGCCCCCUGAAGACGCUGUCGAGUAAGCUGGAGGACCUGAGCACCUGCAAUGAGCUGAUCGCCAAGCACGGCGCGGCCCUGCAGCGCUCGCUCAGCGAGCUGGAGAGCCUGCGCCUGCCGGCCGACAGCGGCGAGAAGAUCAAGGCGGUGAACGAGCGCGCCACGCUCUUCCGGAUCACCUCCAAUGCUAUGAUCAACCCCCAUCCCUGGCAGUGUUCAAGGUUGGACAGGGCUCAGAGCACCUUAGUGAAAGGUCUCCAUGCCCGUGAUGGGGUGGAACGAGACAGCUCCAAGGUCCCUCCCCACCCAGCCCAUGGUGCUGUGACACUCUGGUUUUGUGCUGUGACUCUCUGGUUUUGUGCUGUGACUCUCUGGUUUUGUGCUGUGACUCUGGUUUUGUGCUGUGACUCUGUUUUUGUGCUGCAGCUGGAAAUCGGUACGGCGUCCUCGGGUGCGGAGUGGGAUGCAGAGGAGGGGUCGGGCUGUGAGGGGAGCCGGCGAGGAGGGGACACGGUGGGGGGCUCUGGGGACAGAUCCUGCUCUGGAGGGGACAGCAGCACAGAUCUCAAAGUCUCUGUGCCAGCAGGGAGUGUGCAGUCUGCCAAAGGAGAGGCCAGUGAUGAAGAUGAGGAGACGGAGUACUUCGAUGCCAUGGAGGAUGCACCAGCUUUUAUCACUGUAACUGCAGACCCCAAGCACCACAGGCGUUCGGGCAGCAACCUGAGCGGGGCCAGCGAGGGCCACCCCGAGGACUGGAACCUGGAGGACAGCGUGUUUGAGAGCUCAAAUCAAAGCAGCUACAGUGAGUCCACGGGCAGAGAUCUGCUGCCGAGGAAAAGGAGGCGGAGUCGCAUUCCCGACAAACCCAACUACAGCCUUAACCUCUGGAGCAUCAUGAAGAACUGCAUUGGCAAAGAGCUCUCCAAGAUCCCCAUGCCCGUGAACUUCAACGAGCCCCUGUCCAUGCUGCAGCGGCUGACCGAGGACCUGGAGUACCACGAGCUGCUGGACAAGGCGGUGAAGUGCGAGAGCUCCACGGAGCAGAUGUGCUUUGUGGCCGCCUUCUCCGUGUCCUCCUACUCCACCACGGUGCACCGCACGGCCAAGCCCUUCAACCCCCUGCUGGGGGAGACCUACGAGCUGGACCGGCUGGAGGAGCUGGGCUUCCGAUCGCUCUGCGAGCAGGUGAGCCACCACCCCCCAGCAGCCGCCCACCACGUGUACUCCAGGCGAGGGUGGACGCUGUGGCAGGAGAUCACCAUUGCCAGCAAGUUCAGGGGCAAAUACCUCUCCAUCAUGCCACUGGGCGCCAUCCACCUGGAGUUCCACUCCAGUGGCAAUCACUAUGUCUGGAGGAAAGUCACCUCCACUGUGCACAACAUCAUCGUGGGCAAGCUCUGGAUCGACCAGUCUGGUGAAAUAGAGAUUGUUAACCAUAAGUCCAAAGAUAAAUGCCAGCUGAAAUUUACCCCCUACAGCUACUUCUCCAGGGAUGUUCCCCGCAAGGUGACAGGGGUGGUGAGUGAUGCCGAGGGCAAAGCCCACUACGUCAUGUCUGGCACGUGGGAUGAGAAGAUGGAGUGCUCCAAGAUCAUCCACAGCAGCCAUGGCAGCACCAGCACUGAGGGCAAGCAGAAAACUGUGUACCAGACACUGUCCCCAAAGGUGCUGUGGAGGAAAUACCCCCUGCCGGAGAACGCAGAGAACAUGUACUUCUUCUCGGAGCUGGCGCUGACGCUGAACGAGCCCGAGGAGCGCGUGGCGCCCACGGACAGCGGCUGCGCCCCGACCAGCGGCCGGCUGCGCCCCGACCAGCGGCUGAUGGAGAGCGGCCGCUGGGACGAGGCCAACGCCGAGAAGCAGCGGCUGGAGGAGAAGCAGAGAGCCGUGCGCAGGCGCAGGGAGGCCGAGGCUGUGGAGGCCCUGGAGGAAGGGAAGGACUACGAGGGGUACAGCCCGCUGUGGUUCGAGCGCAGGGCGGACGCCCUCACCGGGGAGCUGCUCUGCGUCUACAAGGGCGGCUACUGGGAGGCCAAGGACAGGCAGGACUGGAGCGUGUGCCCCGACAUCUUCUGAGCCCCCCUGCUCCAGGGACAGCCUGGGACAGCCUGGGACAGCCUGGGACACGGCACAGCCCGAGGGACAGCGAGGACACGCCGGCAGCGUCCUG
Ficedula albicollis (Collared flycatcher) is the source of this 2542-nucleotide messenger RNA. It is a transcript of the gene OSBP2, whose product is annotated as oxysterol binding protein 2. Gene Ontology annotation, molecular function: cholesterol binding. Gene Ontology annotation, cellular component: membrane; intracellular membrane-bounded organelle; cytosol. NCBI's taxonomy places the organism in Eukaryota, Metazoa, Chordata, Aves, Passeriformes, Muscicapidae. The record is from RefSeq and is a predicted model, not a curated record.